Molecule: messenger RNA, 2690 nt
Organism: Polypterus senegalus (gray bichir)
Lineage: Eukaryota; Metazoa; Chordata; Cladistia; Polypteriformes; Polypteridae
Exons: 7
Coding region: 90-1028 (312 amino acids)
Molecular function (GO): dioxygenase activity
Source: RefSeq, a predicted model, not a curated record
UACAGUUUAACCUUUGACCCCGACCUUAAGGCGCAGAUAGCAGUAGCGACAGCUCAGUUCUGCCGCCCGGCACCGGGGACGAAGCCAACAUGCUUGUGCCUAUCGUUGAUUUCAGCGUCUACGCCGUAGGCAAGGAGCAGCCGACCGAUGAGAUGCUGAGCGACGUCGCCGAGAAGAUGAGGGCUGCGUUUUGUGACAUCGGCUUCUUGUACCUGCAGAACACUGGGAUCGAACAGCACGAGGUGAACCAAGCCUUGGAGGUCUCUAGGAAGUUCUUCCUGCAGCCCACUGAAUUCAAGAUGCUGUUUGCCAGAGGGAGCUUCCCAGAGCGUUAUAAUCACGGCUGGAUUUCCUCUGAGGGCGAAAGUUUGAACCCAAAGCGUCCAGGAGACCUUAAAGAGGCAUUCAACGUGUCCAUCCUGCACCCAGAUUUGAAGUGGCCUUCAGACGAGGCUGUGGUGGGAUUUCACGAGGUGCUGGAGUCCUUCUUCCAGAAGUGUGUGGACCUGUCCCUCAGAGUGAUGACCGUGAUGGCACGGAGCCUGGGGCUGCCCAGCGACUUCUUCAGCACCAAGCAUCAGUGUUUUGGGGCCAACAAUAACUCCAGCACCCUGAGGUCUCUGUAUUACCCACCUGUGGACCCGUCUGAUGUGAAGCUGAAUCAGGUGCGCUGCGGCGAGCACUCCGACUACGGCACCAUCACGCUGCUCUUCCAGGACGGGGUCACCACUGGCUUGGAGGUCAUGACCAGAGCUGGGGACUACGUGCCAGUGCCCUCCAUCCCGGGCCACGUCCUCUUAAACCUCGGCGACUUGCUGCAGAUGUGGACGUCGGACCUGUUUGUGUCCUCGAAGCACAGAGUCCCACUGCCAACAGUGGAGAUGAUGAGGGGCACCAGGCAGUCCAUCGCUUUCUUCGUUCAGCCGGAUAACGACGUGAUGGUGUCCUGUUUGGACGGCACCAACAAAUACCCGCCAGUGAACGCCCUGCAGUAUCUCGAGGAUCGCUUCGCCACCUCCUACAAAUAAUUCAGCGGAGCUCCUGCCUGUCAGCCAUGUGCAGUAGUGCCAAUCAAGUAUGCGAGUGCCAAACCAGAGGCUGUCAAUCAAGUGUAUGAAUGCCAAUCAAGUAUGCAAGUGCCAAUCAAGAGACUGUCAAUCAACCAUGAGUGCCAAUUGAUAGGCUGUCAAUCAAUAAUGCGAGUGCCAUGCCAAUCAAAAGGCUGUCAAUCAGUUAUAUCGGUGCCAAUCAAGAGGCUGUCAUUCAAGUAUGUGAGUGCCAAUCAAGAAUGUGAGUGCCAAACCAGAGGCUGUCAUUCAAUUAUGUGAGUGCCAAUCAACUAUGCAAGUGCCAAUCAAGAGACCGUCAAUCAACUAUGAGUGCCAAUUGAUAGGCUGUCAAUCAAUAAUGCGAGUGCCAUGCCAAUCAAAAGGCUGUGAAUCAAUUAUAUCGGUGCCAAUCAAGAGGCUGUCAUUCAAGUAUGUGAGUGCCAAUCAAGAGGCUGCCAAUCAAGUAUAUGAGUGCCAAUCAAGUAUGUGUGUGCCAAUUCAGAGGCUGUCAUUCAAUUAUGUGAGUACCAUGCCAAUCAAGAGGCUGUCUUUCAAGUAUGUGAGUGCCAAACCAGAGGCUGUCAAUCAAGUGUAUGAAUGCCAAUCAAGUAUGCAAGUGCCAAUCAAGAGACUGUCAAUCAACUAUGAGUGCCAAUCAAAAGGCUGUCAAUAAAUUAUAUCGGUGCCAAUCAAGAGGCUGCCAAUCAAGUAUAUGAGUGCCAAUCAAGUAUGCGAGUUCCAAUUCAGAGGCUGUCAUUCAAUUAUGUGAGUGCCAAUCAAGUAUGCAAGUGCCAAUCAAGAGACCAUCAAUCAACUAUGAGUGCCAAUUGAUAGGCUGUCAAUCAAUAAUGCGAGUGCCAUGCCAAUCAAAAGGCUGUCAAUCAAUUAUAUCGGUGCCAAUCAAGAGGCUGUCAUUCAAGUAUGUGAGUGCCAAUCAAGAGGCUGCCAAUCAAGUACAUGAGUGCCAAUCAAGUAUGUGUGUGCCAAUUCAGAGAACGUCAAUCAAUUAUAUCAGUGCCAAUUGAUAGGCUGGCAAUCAAGUAUGCGAGUACCAUGCCAAUCAAGAGGCUGUCUUUCAAGUAUGUGAGUGCCAAACCAGAGGCUGUCUUUCAAUUAUAUCAGUACCAAUCAAGAGGCUUUCAAUCAACUAUAAGUGCCAAUCAAGUAUGUAAGUGCCAAUCAAGAGGCUGUCAUUCAAGUAUACGAGUGCCAAUCAAGUAUGCGAGUGCCAAUCCAGAGGCUGUCAAUCAGAUAUGCGAGUGCUAAUCAAGAGGCUGUCAAUCAAGUAUAUGAGUGCCAAUCAGCUGCCUAUUGUGUACAUACGAGUGCCCAUCCAGUAUGUGACCGCUAAUCAAAGGUCACUCCAAAGUUUAACGACUAAUUGUCUGGAAGGGACAGAAUCUACUUUUUGGUUGUUGUGAUGCAAGGUUUGCCACGGGAGGAGGAGGAAGAGGAGGAGGAAGAAGCAAAUCAGCUCCCACUUUAGCUUAUGCUGACACAUCAGAUCUUUUUCUUUGUCUUUAUUGCCCAGGACUCUUGCUUAAUAAGCGACUGAUUUGUAACCAACCCUGAACUGCCAGUCACCUUGUCAACUGCACUAAUGUCUGACUGUCACAACAGGACAUCUCAGCAAGUGCCUUG